Messenger RNA from Anarrhichthys ocellatus (wolf-eel), 2160 nucleotides. Its product is annotated as tetraspanin-5. The record is from RefSeq and is a predicted model, not a curated record. The transcript has 10 exons. Gene Ontology annotation, cellular component: plasma membrane. Bases 366 to 1184 code for a protein of 272 amino acids. Lineage: Eukaryota; Metazoa; Chordata; Actinopteri; Perciformes; Anarhichadidae.
UGUCUACAUUGUGGGUCAGAUGGAAGACCAUCGGCUUUAAUCUGGUUGACUUCAGUGGAUUUAUUUGUACCGUUAUACCUCUUUAGAUCCAUAUCGGGAAUAAACGGACAUCUUUACUGACACCGACACACUUGACGCUCCUCUGCGGCUUCACCUGCGCCUUUAAUCAGCGGAAACAGUUAACGGUACAGGAGGAUGUUUAUCAUUAGACGCGGAAAUAAUUGACGACGCGUUUUGUCGAAGCCUUUUAAAAAGAAAAAAAAAAAAAGAAAGAAAGGUGUUUCCACAGCCGGGCUGUCAAACACAAGAGGAUAGAUGUGAGUCCUCUCCCCACUGUGGGCGGCGUUUAAAACACAAACAUCCAAAUGAUGUCCGGAAAGCAUUUCAAGGCUCACGAAGUGAGCUGCUGCAUCAAGUACUUCAUCUUCGGAUUCAACAUCAUAUUCUGGUUCCUUGGAUUGGCAUUCCUCGGCAUCGGGCUGUGGGCAUGGAGUGAGAAGGGUGUUCUCUCCAACAUCUCGUCCAUCACAGACUUGGGGGGCUUCGACCCGGUCUGGCUCUUCUUGGUGGUGGGUGGCGUGAUGUUCAUCCUGGGAUUCGCUGGCUGCAUCGGAGCACUGCGAGAAAACUCUUUCUUGCUCAAAUUUUUCUCCGUGUUCCUGGGUAUCAUCUUCUUCCUGGAGCUGACUGCAGGAGUCCUGGCCUUCGUCUUCAAAGACUGGAUCAAGGACCAGCUCAAUUUUUUCAUUAACAACAACAUUCGGGCCUAUAGAGACGACAUUGAUCUGCAGAACCUGAUAGACUUCACCCAGGAAUAUUGGGAGUGCUGUGGAGCGUUCGGAGCUGACGACUGGAACUUGAACAUCUACUUCAACUGCACUGAUUCAAACCCGAGUCGUGAGAAGUGUGGAGUGCCCUUCUCCUGCUGCACCAAAGAUCCAGCGGAGGAUGUCAUCAACACGCAGUGUGGCUACGACAUUCGAGCAAAAGCGGACUCUGAGCAGCGGACCUUCAUCUAUAUCAAAGGAUGCGUUCCUCAGUUUGAGAAGUGGCUUCAAGACAACUUGACAGUGGUGGCAGGCAUCUUUAUUGGGAUUGCAUUACUACAGAUUUUUGGCAUCUGUUUAGCGCAGAAUCUCGUGAGCGACAUUGAUGCCGUGAGAGAGAGUUGUUUGUUUACCUAAGACCUCCACAGAAUCUCCAAAGGCAAGAAGGAUGUACCAGUUUGUUUCCACAGGACUCUGCAGUUUGGACUCCAGCAAUGAAGGGAAAUAAAUUAAUCAGCUAACGUGUCCACAGCGUAGAGUCUCAUUGACGUGUAAAUAGUAAAUGUAGAGUUAUUUUUAAAGUUAUUUGUGGCCCUAUUUCUGAAUGAAGCACAACCUCUAAAGUGUAUUGUAGCUCUCAUACAGUACAAAUUAAACAAAUGCAAUGACAGUGUUUUACAAUACAAGCAGAUAUGAUGCUGAAGUGGCUCAAAGGAUAACUCCCAGUUCAGAUGAAUUUAGUUCGUAAGCCUGCAAAUGAAGACCGGAGGGUGUCAUAACUAGAGUUACCUCUUAGAUUUGGUGUUUUUAAUCAGAGGUGGCGCUUCAUUCAGUGAAGAGGCUUGGUUUUAUAUGUCUCACAGCUGCAGUUUUUAACACUGCGUGUAAGGGUUGUGUACAAAGAUUAAAGUGAUUCUGGAAAUGCACUGCAUGCCUAUUGUCUACUGGUAGGACAUCGGCUUUCCUAAAUGUAUUUCAUCAAUGUUAAGUAUUUUAAAAAUAUUUGUAAAAUAGUCUCUAUAGUUAAGAGUGAAGCGGCUGGUUAGCACUUUGUUGAAUGUUUAAUGGACUCUUCUCAAAGCAACAGAGAAUAUACAUUUUUUUUUUUCCAUCUGUGACAUUAUGCUCGUAUUCUACAGAUACAGUUUGUAAGCAGAGUUUUGUGGAGCUGAGGUGGAUGUAAAGUAUCACGAAGGGAUGCGAUUGAUAUUGUAGGCUUUGUGAAGUUGCAGUUCGCUGAGAGUUUUUGGCAGUGACAUUAAAUAAUGUCUAAAUAUACGGAAAGGAACCAUAAUAGGUGACAUCCCAACUACUCAGCCUUAAGCACUUUAAUCUUCAUACAAGUGAUUUCUGUCGCAACGGACUGUUAUUUUAGCAGCAGCCACUGGAGGGG